Molecule: messenger RNA, 1581 nt
Organism: Prosopis cineraria
Lineage: Eukaryota; Viridiplantae; Streptophyta; Magnoliopsida; Fabales; Fabaceae
Product: probable pectinesterase 67
Exons: 5
Coding region: 21-1085 (354 amino acids)
Biological process (GO): cell wall modification
Molecular function (GO): pectinesterase activity
Source: RefSeq, a predicted model, not a curated record
CCCAUUUCAGAGGAAAAAAAAUGGUUUCUUUGUCAUCUUCAUUGUUCAUAAUAAAACCAUUUUUGUGUUUCAUUUUGUUGUUCUUGGCCACAUUCCCUAGUUAUGUUCUUGGGGCCAUCGAGGUUCAAGAUUUAGUCAUAGAUUCUCCUUUAUUAACAAAAAAUAUUCCCACGAAUCGAACCAUUAAGGUCGACGACGAAGGCGAAGGCGAAUUCAAAUCCAUCCAAGCCGCCAUAGAUUCUAUUCCUGAAGGAAAUUCUCAGUGGGUCAUCGUCCAUGUUAGGAAAGGAGUAUACAGAGAGAAGAUAACGAUACCGAAGAGCAAGCCGUAUAUAUUCUUGAGAGGAAAUGGAAGAGGAAAAACUGCGAUAGUUUGGUCUCAGAGUUCUAUUGAUAAUAUAGAGUCAGCAACUUUCAAAGUCGAAGCUCAUGACGUCAUUAUCUUUGGAGUCAGCAUCAAGAACGAGGCACCUACUGGGGUUGCUUAUACAUCACAGAAUCAAUCAGUAGCAGCAUUUGUAGGAGCAGAUAAAGUGGCAUUCUAUCACUGUGCACUUUACAGUACUCACAAUACUCUCUUUGAUUACAAAGGCAGACAUUACUAUGAAGAAUGUUACAUUCAAGGUUCUAUUGAUUUCAUCUUCGGCCGUGGUAGAUCCCUCUUCCAUAAAUGUGAGAUAUUUGUGAUAGAUGACAAGAGGACAGCGAUAAAGGGGUCAAUCACAGCACAGAACAGAGAGUCCGAAUCAGAGGCAAGUGGGUUUGUGUUCGUGAAAGGGAAGGUGUAUGGCAUUGGUGGGACCCACCUAGGGAGGGCAAAGGGUCCUUAUUCGAGGGUCAUCUUUGCCAAAGUCUAUCUCUCUGCCACUGUUGUUCCUGAGGGCUGGGCCCACUGGAGCUAUGCCGGCUCCACAGAGCACUUAUACCAUGGGGAGUACAAGACCUUUGGACCUGGAGCUAAUACAACAAAACGAGCUAGUUGGUCCAAACAGCUCACUGAAAAAGAAGCCGAACCCUUCAUGUCUGUCGAUUAUAUUGAUGGCAAGGAAUGGCUUCCUGCUUGGCUAUCAACUUCAUCUAUAUGAUCGCAUGAAGAUAUAUAUAUAUAUAUAUAUAUGUAUGUAUAUCGAUCUCGUUGACAGAUAUACUUCUCAACCAUGCCAUCUGUCGUUUGAAGACUCCGAUGUACGUACGUAAGUGUCUGCAUGGAGGUUUCAAUUCCUUUAUGAUGAUCCGUUGUUAAUUUUAAACUACAGUUGAAAUAUCGUUCACUAUGCAUGUACUUAGCUAGAUCACUCCAUGUAACUCCGACUAAUUUAUAUAAAAAGGCACAAUGAUUGUAAUUUCUAGUUUGUAUAUGCUCAAUUACUAGCUUCAGAUCAAGGGAUUUAAUUGUGCAUCUGAUUCUUGGGCUGUUAGGUCUUAGGUGUUGUUCUUGAAGUUGAUUUGUACUAUGUAAACCAGAAACUUGCUGCCUUUAUAUUUUAUGAUUCUUUCAUAACAAAAUUGUUGUCAAGUUAAUUUAUUGUUAAUGACCUCGGUUUCUAAGAUGAUCAAUAUAUUGUUCCACUUAAUUAGUUA